Molecule: messenger RNA, 1857 nt
Organism: Emericellopsis atlantica
Lineage: Eukaryota; Fungi; Ascomycota; Sordariomycetes; Hypocreales; Bionectriaceae
Exons: 3
Coding region: 313-1716 (467 amino acids)
Biological process (GO): beta-D-galactose catabolic process via UDP-galactose, Leloir pathway
Cellular component (GO): cytosol
Molecular function (GO): UDP-glucose 4-epimerase activity
Source: RefSeq, a predicted model, not a curated record
CACAUGUCUUCACUCCAGUGACGAGGAAGAGACAGACACUUUUGUCAAUGUAACCAAUUCUCACGACCACCGAUGAUCUUGGUCGGAAAAUUCAAUCAAAGUCGCCUUGGCUGGCAGCUACGUUUCCGCACCACGCAUGAUUGAUCUGCAACGGUUCGCGCGAGAUAGCGGCUUACAUUUAUGCGUCGAUCCCUCUGCACCCCAUCCGCCAAUAGACGCCUCACGGUUCGCCGCAGCCAAAAAUGAUUCGGGGCCUGACGGUAUCACGAUAACCAGCAUUGACGAGAUGGCUCGCCGUGUCAGCUCUUGACCAUGUCUAGCGGCUUCGCGCUGGGAACGCUCAAGCGUACAUCUGGUGCUGCCAGGCAAAUUUCACGAGGCGGAAUACUCACCUCCAGCUGCUCAACGUUGCCCCACGUUGGCUGGGCCACAGUUACGGCGGUGCCCCGCCAUCCGUGUCCCCUUCGAAGCUCCCACCUCGCUGUGCGCCGCCUCCUGAGCGCCCGUGAACUUCUACAGCGCACCUCAUCGUCUCAUUCUUCCCCUCGCCAUACAAUCCCUCUCACACAAAGUCGUCAUACGUCCACCGCACGCACAAUGGCUGUUGGAACCGUUCUGGUCACCGGUGGUACCGGCUACAUUGGCUCGUUCACCUCCCUCGCCCUCCUCGAGCACGGCUACGAUGUCGUGAUUGUCGACAACCUCUACAACUCCUCCAAGGUCGCCCUCGACCGCAUCGAGCUCAUCUGCGGCCGCCGCCCGGACUUUUACGAGCUCGACAUUAGCGACGAGAAGGCGCUCGACGAGGUCUUCCAGAAGCACCCCGCCAUCGACUCGGUCAUCCACUUUGCCGCCCUCAAGGCCGUCGGCGAGUCGGGCGAGAUCCCCCUCGAGUACUACAAGGUCAAUGUCGGCGGCAGCAUCGCCCUCAUGCGCUCCAUGGAGCGCAACAACGUCACCAACAUUGUCUUCUCCUCCUCCGCCACCGUCUACGGCGACGCCACCCGCUUCGAGAACAUGAUCCCCAUCCCCGAGCACUGCCCGCGCGAGGCCACCAACACCUACGGCCGCACAAAGGUCAUCAUUGAGGACGUCAUCACCGACCAGGUCAAGGCGCAGCGCAACAAGCUGGAGAAGGCCGGCAAGUCCCCCGAGGCCUGGAACGGCGCGCUGCUGCGCUACUUCAACCCUUGCGGUGCCCACCCUACCGGCAUCAUGGGCGAGGAUCCCCAGGGCGUGCCAUUCAACCUCCUGCCCCUGCUGGGACAGGUCGCCACCGGUGAGCGCGAGAAGCUCCUCGUGUUCGGUGAUGACUACGACUCCCGUGAUGGUACCGCCAUCCGCGACUACAUCCACGUCGUCGAUCUCGCCCGUGGCCAUCUUGCCGCUCUCAACUACGUUCGCGAGAAGAAGCCUGGCGUCAAGGCUUGGAACCUGGGUUCUGGCCGCGGCAGCACCGUCUUCGAGAUCAUCAACGCCUUCAGCAAGGUCGUGGGCCGCGACCUCGCCUACGAGGUCAAGCCUCGCAGGCAGGGUGACGUGCUCAACCUCACCGCGCACCCGUCGCUGGCCAACGAGGAGCUCAACUGGAAGACCGAGUUGACCAUGGAGAAGGCCUGCGAGGAUCUCUGGCGCUGGGUCAACAACAACCCCCAGGGCUACCGUCAAGAGCCCCCGCCUGAGCUGCUGGCAGCUGUCAAGACCCCAAAAGCAUGAGUGGCGUGUUCAAAAGAAGAUCACUAUCAGAAUAGCCCAGUGAAUCAAUUGCUUGUCAACAGAAAAAAAAAGGGGGUCAAUAACUCUAACUUUGGUAUCUAUAGAAGGCGGGAAAUUCUCUCUUGAACGCACAUCGCCCAA